AUGCCGGGAUCUCUGUGGCUGUGUCUCUGCGCGCUGCCGCUGUUCCCAGGUUCGGUGGCGGGGAACUCGCUGACCCAGAUCCCGGCUUCCCUGCCAGCCACGGAAGGGCAGCGGGUGGAGAUCAGGUGUCAAUACAUCACCUCCUACACCAGCUACGCCCUGGACUGGUACCAGGAGCUGCCGGGGAACCAACCCCUGUUCCUGCUGGGCAGAUACUCCAGUGGCUCGGAGCGCAAAUCCAGUGUCCAUUCGCAGAUUCAGCUGGUGGAGUCUGGGGGAGGCGUUAAAACCACAGGAGAUUCUAUCAGCAUCUUCUGUAAAGUCUCCGGAUUUACCUUUGGAAACUAUUGGAUGCACUGGUACCGCCAAGCUCCCGGGAAAGCGCCAGAGUGGAUCUCCUACAUUAACACCGAUAGCACUAAAGCGGACUAUGCCCACUCAGUGAAAGGGCGAUUCACCAUCUCUAGAGACAACCCCAACAACCUGCUCUAUUUGCAAAUGACCGGCCUGAGACCCGAGGACGCGGCUGUGUAUCACUUGCUGAACCUUCUGUUCCACAACGAGGGGCCAAUGAAGGGGGCACUGUCGGAUAUUCCAGCAGCCAAUGUAGGUCGCACGCUGAUUGGGGGGCACCAAAGAGAACCAGUGCUGCCCUCCAGUGAAGUCUUCUUCAUAUACGUUCUAACUCUAGCAGGGAAUGGCCUCAUGAUUGUAAUCGUAAGGGCUGACCAGCAUCUCCAGAUCCUGAGGUAUUUCUUCCUGAGCAACCUUUCCUUCCUAGAGAUCUGGUACACCACUACCAUCAUACCCAAAAUGUUGGAGACGUUCCUGGUGGCUAGAACGACCAUCUGUGUUUAUUGCUGCCUAGUGCAGUCAUUCUUUCACUUCUUCUCGGGCGUCACUGAAUUCCUGAUUCUAUCAGCCAUGUCCUUUGACCACUAUAUCGCUAUAUGCAAACCCCUGCACUACAGCAUCAUCAUGAGCAAGAAAGUCUGCUUCCUUUUGGCUCUCGGAGCCUGGGCAUUGGGCUUCUUGAUUAUCUUCUCCCAGGCUGCUUUGCUCCUGCAGUUGCUGUUCUGUACCGAUAACAUUAUCAACCAUUUUUAUUGUGACAUUGGGCCCCUCUUGAAACUGGCCUGUGCAGACACAAGCGUCAUCGAGUUCCUUGGCUACCUGGGGUCCGUCAACAUCAUACCAAUCAGCCUGCUCUGCAGAGUGGUGUCUUACACCUACAUCAUCACUACCAUACUCUACAUCCACUCCACUAGUGCGCACCAGAAGGCGUUUUCCACCUGCACGUCCCAUCUCACUGUGGUCUCCAUACUGUACAGAGCGGUUGUCUUAAUGUAUUUGAAACCCAUGGCCCACUCCUCCCUCAGUCCCAACAAGGUUUUGUCUGUCCUCAACACUGUCCUAACCUCCUUGCUGAACGCCUUCAUAUACCCCAUAAGGAACAAAGAGGUGAAAACAGCCCUGAGGAAAGCUAUGAGCAAGAGAAAGACUUGGUCAGAAUGUCUGUGGUUCCUGAGAGGGUAA
This is a messenger RNA of Emys orbicularis (European pond turtle), 1536 nucleotides long. RefSeq names its product olfactory receptor 6X1-like. Bases 1 to 1536 code for a protein of 511 amino acids. Gene Ontology annotation, cellular component: membrane. Lineage: Eukaryota; Metazoa; Chordata; Testudines; Emydidae. The record is from RefSeq and is a predicted model, not a curated record. The transcript has 5 exons. Gene Ontology annotation, biological process: G protein-coupled receptor signaling pathway. Gene Ontology annotation, molecular function: G protein-coupled receptor activity; olfactory receptor activity.